Protopterus annectens (West African lungfish) is the source of this 3040-nucleotide messenger RNA. RefSeq names its product fucosyltransferase 7 (gene FUT7). NCBI's taxonomy places the organism in Eukaryota, Metazoa, Chordata, Ceratodontiformes, Protopteridae. The transcript has 4 exons. Gene Ontology annotation, molecular function: alpha-(1->3)-fucosyltransferase activity. Gene Ontology annotation, cellular component: membrane. The coding region runs from base 942 to 1991 and encodes 349 amino acids. The record is from RefSeq and is a predicted model, not a curated record.
CUGAGAAUGCAAGCUGUGUGUUUUGGUUUCCUCCAAAUGAAGACUACAGCCUUCAGACACCCACACAUGCUUUAGCCAUCACAGCAUUUUUGCCUUUUCUGUCCUUCUUGAAUAUAUUUGGAUGAAGAGUCAGUAGAGCGAACAAGACACUUCAGUGUUCCCGGCUGCAGCAUUUGACACAGUUUCUCCCCUUUUUUCUUUUAGGAGACUAUGCCCCUCCUUCAUGGCAUUUCUGAGCUUCAUUCUGCAUCAGUACUGACUUCAUAAGGAGAGCAGAAGGGAUGAGUGGUAUACGAUAAGGAGCAAAGCUCUAACACUGCAAAAGGAAGACGUCUUAAUAAGACUAGCUGGCUGCAACACCUGGGGGAACGCCGUUCUGGACCCUGACUAUUCCUGGAAAUUCAUCAGAAAAGAAGUUGAGAGCUAUAGUAUCUGGUGAUCUGGUGAUCUUCCAGUAUUUAUAAAACUUCGUGAAAGAGAAAACCAUCCCUGAACAUUGGAAGCAUCAGCACUUCUUAAAAUCCAAGACAGCAGACCACGGGCAUUUUUUAUUAAGGUGUCUUCCAGCCCGGACACAGAAAUAAUUUUGCUGACUGUGGGCACCAAAUGGAAUCUUUUCCCCUGACACCUUCUCGCAGAGUUGCUAAGGAUGGAAGCAGAAUCUUUUGAAAAUCUCUGCUGGCUCAUUCUCUACAAUAAGAGAUGAUGAUGGGUAUAUUUUUCAUAGAAAAAUGAGCAAUCAGGUUGUUCAGAAACUGUAAGAGAAGAAAAUGCAGUGUAACCAUGGAAAAGAAGGGCAGAGAGAGCCUACCCGAAUUCUUUGUCAAGACCUGGAUGAUUCUGUAUUGUGAUGAUGCAUCUUCCAGCCCUUCAACACAAGGCCAUGUUGUUUGGUAAGUCUGAAAAAGGACUUCAAGUACAUAAAGGACAGUCUCAAACUUAUGGCUCGCUUCUGCAGGCUGAUCAUGCACUUCAUGGAUGUUCCUCGAGCAUUCAAAAUGAUAACCAUAGUGCUUACAAUGCUUGUUUUGUACAGACUGCUUCAUUAUAUUCAGGUUCGAAAUAUAGCUAGUGACGCAGAGCCCAGCAAACCCCUGAUUAUCUUAGUAUGGCAUUGGCCUUUUGGCAGCUCUUUCAAAUUAAGUGGGGAUGUCUGCUUUGACCUGUAUGGAAUACGGGACUGCUUACUAACUGAAGACCGUGCCAUGUAUACUGAGGCUGAUGUGGUAGUUUUUCAUCAUCGUGAGCUACAGAACAAGCGUUCUUCUCUUCCUGAAGAAGAGAGACCCAGUAACCAAAAGUGGGUCUGGGUCUCUCUGGAAUCUCCAUCUGCAACAAGUGAUGUUAAAAAGUUCAAUGGAAUCUUCAACUGGACCAUGACUUAUCGGCAGGACUCUGAUAUCUUCAUGCCAUAUGGUGAACUUUGUGAGUCACAGAUUGUUGAGUUUUCCAUCCCUAACAAGACCAGUGUGGCAUCCUGGGUGGUGAGCAAUUACAACACUAAACAACAAAGGGUUCAGUUUUACAUGGAGCUAGUGAAAUUCCUACCUGUCCGUGUGUUUGGAAAGAUGAACAAUAACCCACUGUGCACAGAGUGUCUUCUACCAACUAUAUCAAAAGACAAGUUUUAUCUUGCAUUUGAAAACUCAGUCCAUAAAGAUUAUAUUACAGAGAAAAUUUGGCGGAAUUCAUUUAUGGCAGGAACUGUUCCAGUGGUUCUUGGGCCAUCCAGGAAAAACUAUGAAAAUUUUAUUCCUACUGACUCCUUUAUUCAUGUGGAAGACUUCAGUUCACCUAAAGGACUGGCAGAUUUCCUCCUGGCACUCAGUGCUAAUGAGACCCAGUAUCAGCAGUACUUUCAGUGGAGGAAGAGGUACUCAGUGAAACUGUAUACAGACUGGAAGGAAAGGUUUUGCACAAUCUGUAACAGAUUCAGUACUCUUCCUCAGAGGAAAGUUUAUCAUGAUUUAAACUCCUGGUUUAAUGAAUAAUGUUAUUUGUGCAACUUAAGUUUACAGAUCACUAUGUGGCUAUACUAUGUAUAUGACCAGAAACCAAGUGAUAUGCACAUACACUACAUAUUCAAAACUUUAAAAUAGUGUCAGAACCUCUGUUCAAGUCACAAUGUUGAUGACAGGGUUUUAAAACUGUAUUCUUUGCACGUGUAUACAUUUCAUUUGUGUUGUGUGCUCUCACAUCUAAUGUACAUGAAGAAACUUCAUGUUUAUUUCAUGUUUUUUAGACAUUUAUUAUUUUCUGUUUCAAAUAUUUGAUUCACUGGUAUAAAGAAGCUAAGGGGUGCCUUUUACCACCCCUUGAUAAUGUAAGUCAAACUUAUUGCUGCAAAGUUAUUGGAAGAAUUCCUGAUGUUAAUUCAGCUGAUACAUUGCCUUCUCUGUGGGGUCUUUUGUUUUUUCAUGUAAUAAUUAUAGUGUUUCUGUGACUCAAUGCCCUCUUUCUGCCUGUUAUCCUCCCACAACUACAUUAUCUAUCUAUUAUGGGAUAAUAUAUUUUAUUGAGUAUGUCCCACCAAAAAUGAAGGACUCUUACAAGAACACCAUGAAAAUGAGUGCCCUGUGGUGGACACGGGACAUUUUGACCCCAGACAGUUUAACCCUAGAUGUUCUGACCACUGCAUUAACACAUUCCAUAUCUAGAUCUGUAACAUUUUCAAUACAGUUUGAUACUGCUGUCAUGCCCUAGUUAACAAGGCCUUUAUAAUAGUUAUAACACUCAGGAAGAAUAGAGAAAACAUAUGAUAAUCAUACACAAUUGUGCAGAAAAUAACCCAUCAUUAAACAUAACAAAAUAUUAUUUGCAUUACUGGUCUGUAACCUGGUACAAUCAUAGAGAACUCACAUUAGCAAAGUAAAAAACUUGGAACACUGCCUGGAGAAUAAAACCAGCUUUAAUAACAAUUAAAUGCAUAAAACUGAAUAAAACUUCAGAUAUGCUGAGUAAAUCUUCAAAUACGCUAGUUAAAUAUAUUAACUUCCUAUGUAAAAUUCAUGAUUGAUCUCAUUGUUAAGAUGUUGGAAAC